This is a messenger RNA of Monosiga brevicollis MX1, 2128 nucleotides long. RefSeq lists its product as uncharacterized. Gene Ontology annotation, biological process: peptide catabolic process; proteolysis. The transcript has 16 exons. Gene Ontology annotation, cellular component: cytosol. NCBI's taxonomy places the organism in Eukaryota, Choanoflagellata, Craspedida, Salpingoecidae. The coding region runs from base 144 to 1532 and encodes 462 amino acids. The record is from RefSeq and is a predicted model, not a curated record. Gene Ontology annotation, molecular function: metallopeptidase activity; aminopeptidase activity; epoxide hydrolase activity.
GACAAGCCAAGUCGUACAAGGUGCGCGUCUUUUAUCACACCUCGCCCAAGGCCAGCGGCGUGCAGUGGCUGGCGCCCGAGCAAACCUCGGGCAAGCAACACCCCUUUCUCUUCUCCCAGUGCCAAGCCAUCCACGCUCGUAGCAUGGUGCCCUGCCAAGACACGCCCUCUUCCAAGUGCACCUACUCGGCCUCAGUUCGCGUACCCCGCCCUCUUCAAGCACUCAUGAGUGCCAAGCUUGUGGGCGAGGCGCAAACCGGCAAUGAUGUCAUUUACAAGUUUGAGCAGCCCGUGGCCGUGCCCACCUACCUCAUUGCCAUUGUGGUGGGCAAGCUGGAAUCGCGCGACAUCAGCCCACGCUGCCGAGUGUGGAGCGAACAUGAGAGCAUUGAAGCAAGCGCCAAAGAGUUUGAAGAUAUGGAGCAAAUGCUGCAGGCGGCUGAGGACCUGCUGGGCCCCUACGUUUGGGAGCGCUACGAUCUGCUUGUCUUGCCCCCGUCCUUCCCCUACGGCGGCAUGGAAAACCCAAUGCUGACGUUUGUGACACCCACGCUGCUCGCCGGCGACAAAUCGCUGACCUCGGUCGUCAUUCACGAAAUCACCCACAGCUGGACCGGCAAUCUGGUAACAUCAGCCACAUGGGAGCAUUUCUGGCUCAAUGAAGGGUUUACUGUCUUUUGCGAGCGCAAGAUUGUCGGUGCCUUGCAUGGCGAGCCUGCGCGCCAAUUUAGUUCGAUUGGCGGCCUCAAGUCACUGCGCGACAGCAUCGACGUUUUUGGUGAGACCAACCCUCUGACGGCACUUUGUCCGAAGAUUGACGAAGCUACAGACCCCGACGAUGCCUUUAGCAGUGUACCCUACGAAAAGGGUUCCAACCUGCUCUACUACAUUGAAACCCUGGUGGGUGGACCCGCGCAGAUGGACCCUUUUCUCAAGGCAUACAUCAAGCAAUUUUCCCACAAGUCCAUCACGACUGAUGACUUUAAGACGUUUCUCUACUCCUUUUUUGCAGACAAGAAGGAAGUACUGGACAACAUCGACUGGGAGUCUUGGUUCAACACCCCCGGCAUGCCCCCGGUAGAAAACCAGUUUGAUAAUGCACUUGGCGCCGAAGCUACUGCGCUGGCCGACCAGCUGUUGGCUGACAAGGCCGUGGAAGGCUGCCAAGAGAAGUUUGCGCAACUCAAUUCCAACCAAGUGUGCACAUUGCUUGACCGAUUGCUCACAUCGAAAAAGGCCGACGUGGCUCUUCUGCAAGCCAUGGACAAGGUCUUGAAGCUGGGCGCCAGCCAGAACAGUGAGAUUCGCUUCCGAUGGCUGCGGCUGGCCCUGCAGUGCAACUGGGAGGAGCAAUACUCUGAGGUGGUCAAGUUUGCCACUGAGCAGGGGCGCAUGAAGUUUGUUCGUCCGCUCUAUCGCGAGCUGAGCCAGGCUAAGAAUGGCGCUGAACUGGCACGCAAGACCUUUGAGGAGCACCGCGCCACGUAUCACAACAUUGCUGCCACCAUGGUGGCCAAGGAUCUCAAACUCUAGAGAGGGAGAUCGAAUAGCUUGACAAGGAGCACGCAGUGCCUCUUGCCGUCAAUUGAAGCCCAGCGCUAAACAAAACAAAAAAUCAGAGUCCCCACUGCCCAUAAUGUUGGAACUACAACCAGCUCUCCCCUACUCUGCAGGUGUGGCUGUGGCGCGACGCCGCCCGAUUAAGGUACGCUCGCGCAGCUUGUUGGCAAAGAGCCAACGCCAUUCGAGAUCGGCAAACUCCUCUCCCAGCUGCUGGUGACACGACUCGAAGGUGCGGGUUGAAUAUUGGACCGACUUGCUGCGCAGUUUGGCAGUCACGACCAGGAGAGCUCCAGGACGCAUGACGGGAAUCACCUCGCGCACAAUGGCCAGGCAGUUGUCCAUUUCAGUGUUCAUGUCACAGACAACCAAGUCAUAUGGGCCCCGCUCAAGCAUUUGGGGCAUGGCAUCUUGCACACGGGCGCGAAAAUGCACCACGUUGGGUAAGGCAGUGACGGCCUGACUGAGCAUGGCCGGGUCCACGGCCACCACCAGCUCGCAAUGGCGGGCCAGAUACUCUGUCCAGCCGCCGGGCGCGGCGCCAAUGUCGACCGCACGCGCACCCGGAG